Molecule: messenger RNA, 2626 nt
Organism: Spea bombifrons (plains spadefoot toad)
Lineage: Eukaryota; Metazoa; Chordata; Amphibia; Anura; Pelobatidae
Gene: GPAA1
Product: glycosylphosphatidylinositol anchor attachment 1
Exons: 13
Coding region: 213-2150 (645 amino acids)
Biological process (GO): attachment of GPI anchor to protein
Cellular component (GO): membrane; GPI-anchor transamidase complex
Source: RefSeq, a predicted model, not a curated record
UACAGGGGUAUAAAUAAUAGAAUACACAUUAAUAUUUAAGAGCUUCUUCUAAGAUUGGCUUUUGGCGUCAUGAAGGAAUUUGUUGGUAAAAUUUGAAACAAAUGACUGCAUUACUCUUAGAAGCGUAAUCUAAUCUGCUAUUAUUUUACUGUUUGAUUAAAAUGAGCUAAAAUAAGACAUUUUGGUUCACAUCAGGCAGCAAUGUUUAAUGCAUGUUAUCAAUCGGAUUAACCCACGUUGAACCUCUACUUUCCAGUUCUCCUGUUACUCCUGUGAGAGACUCGAGAGACAGCCUGGCUAUGGGGCUCCUCUCUGACCCAAACCGCCGACAGGCUCUGUCCCGGAUUGUCACCAGGCUGAACACUCCUCUUUGUAUCAUCAGCUAUCUGAUUGGCAUAGGCUGGUUCCUAGGCCUGGCGUUUCAUCCCUUCACGCUGCGCUCUUAUAUAUCCGAGAACUCAAUGGGGUCCACCAUGGUGGAGGAGCAGUUUGUUUCGGGAGAAAGGGCUCUUUCGUACGCCCGAGAGUUUGCGGCACACAAGAAGGCAGCUGGGGGCUCUCCGGUGGCCUGGCUGGAGAGGACCAUGCGAAGCCUGGGCUUGGAGGUUUACACGCAGACCUUUGUCCGCACGCUGCCCUUCCCAGACGAAGCCACAGAAAGAUAUAUGGUGAAAGGUACAAAUGUCUAUGGGAUCCUGAGAGCCCCCCGCACAGCCAGCACCGAGUCAUUGGUCCUGAGCGUCCCCUGCAGUGAGGGUCAGAACAACCAUCAGGCUGCGGGGCUCCUUCUGGCUCUGGCCUCCUAUUUCCGAGGGCAGAUCUACUGGGCAAAGGACAUCAUUUUCCUGGUGAACGAGCACGACCUGAUUGGGAUGGAGGCCUGGCUGGAGGGCUAUCAUGACGUGAACGUGACAGAGAUAAAGUCCUCGGUGAUGAUGGGGCGAGCUGGCGCCAUCCAAGCUGCCGUUUCCCUCGAGCUGAACAGUGAUGUCAUCACCAGCUUCGAUGUGGUGGUGGAGGGACUAAACGGGCAACUUCCCAACCUGGAUAUGGUGAAUCUGUUCAACGCCUUCUGUAUGAAGAACGCCCUCCUCUGCACCAUCCAGGGCAAGCUGCAACGCAACGACUACGACACUUUCCCGGGCUAUGUUCACAACUUGCAGACCAUGCUGCUUAUGGUUCUCAAGCAGGGCUCUGGACGGCCGCAGGGGGACCACGGGCUCUUUCUGAGAUACCACAUAGAGGCCAUCACCCUGCGCGGCAUCAACAGCUUCCGCCAGUACAAGUACGACAUGAGUACGGUGGGAAAGACUCUCGAAGGGAUGUUCCGCAAACUAAAUAACCUCUCGGAGCGCUUACACCAGUCUUACUUCUUCUACCUCCUCCCGUCCCUGUCUCGUUUUGUGUCCAUUGGAAUCUACAUGCCGGCCAUCGGCUUCAUCAUCCUCAUUCUGAUUUUACGAUCCCUGGAUCUGUGGAUUAAACUGAGCCGAUCCGAAGGAGCGACGGAAGACGGCGCAGCGGACGGAGCAGAGCAGGACUCAAGACCUGGAUUCCUGACUCUGGCUACCCCGAUCGUGAUCUGCCACGCCACGGGUCUCAGCCUUUACUACCUCCCUACGCUGAGCCAGGACAUGGCGACCGACCACUUUCCCGUCUCCGAGUCGGAGGCUGUUGUUCUCAUCGCUAUUGCUAUAUAUGUGGCUGGUCUGGCCCUGCCGCACAACACGCACAGGGCUCUGACGGGAGCCGGAUCGAAUCAAGGCUGGAUGACCCUGAAAUUAAUCUCUCUCCUGUACUUGGCCAUUCAGCUGGGCUGCAUUGCUGUGAUAAAUUUCUCCCUGGGUUUUAUUCUGGCUGUGACGAUUGUCCCCGUGGCAGCCGUAGUCCAACCCGGUGGACCCAAGUUUCUACAUGCGAUUCUUCUCGUCCUGGUCACUCCAGCCACCAUCCUGCUGGGAAGUAUCUUCCUGUACCGGGAGCUCAUAGAGUACCCCGUCACCUUGCUAGAGUGCUGGCAGCUUUUCCUCCAGGCCAUCGCAGGGGGCAUGCUGGACCACUACCUCUACGGUUCCUUGCUCUUUCCGUUCAUUGCAUUCUUCACCUAUCCUUGCUGGUUGCAACUCUGGAACGUUGUCUUCUGGAAAUAAAAACAGACUGCCUAUUGUGUUCACGAAACCCCCUUCCUUUCUCAGCAUGGGCUGGAAAAACCAUGACUGAGAAGACCUCUUCGGGAUAGGCCCGGUCCAAAAGGUGUUUCUGUGAAACGGUGUGAAGAACCAACAUCCAGAUGUUAGGAGGAGGAGGAAUGGAUUUAGGGGGAGACACAAAGUAUCAAUCCAGACAUAAACAUGGACUUUGAACCAAUUGUCAGCCAGGGGUCGACUGCAUGAGAUUUUUUUUUCUUUAAUGUAUAUUUUUUUGGGUGGUCUUAACUUAGUGUGCUUGAGAGAGAUCUUGUGUGGGACCUCUGUAACGAGAUGUGGAGAGGACGGUGUUAUGCAUGAUCUGAGUUAAGAAAUUCCACGGAUUAAAUUAUUUAUCGGGCUGUUGUAACAAAAAAAAAAACACUUAUGGUUGCCAUGGUAAUAUUUGGUUAUGAAAUAAAUAUUUUUUUCUUAUAUAA